Messenger RNA from Arabidopsis lyrata subsp. lyrata, 144 nucleotides. RefSeq lists its product as uncharacterized. The coding region runs from base 1 to 144 and encodes 47 amino acids. Lineage: Eukaryota; Viridiplantae; Streptophyta; Magnoliopsida; Brassicales; Brassicaceae. The transcript is spliced from 2 exons. The record is from RefSeq and is a predicted model, not a curated record.
AUGGAAGUAGAGGACGAAAAAGAAAAUUUUGCCAAAAGAAAUAAACAAGAGAAGCCGGCAAUUACCGUUCCUAUCAAGAAGUUCGAGUCUAGGGAGAGCAAAGGACCAAGAAAAUUUGGGUCGCAACCGUUCAACAGAUUGUAG